AUGAGAACCCCAGCAGAAACUCGGCGUCCCGCUGGGGUAUGGAGGGGUCUGCUGACACACCUGUUGCCCCUGGAAGAUGGCGUCUCAGAGACGCACAGCCAGGCCAGGGUCGGCCUCCAGGGCCGGCUCCUUGGACGCUCUCCUCCUCCCUGCUACCGGCUGGAACGUCCUGGGGCCUCAGCUCUCCAGCAGCAGCAGUGGAAGCCAGCGUGGCGACCAGCUGGCUUCUUUCGAUGGGUCAGGCCCAAGGAAGUCAUAGAUAAGGGAACAGACACCUUGCAUGCCGACGGCAGGAAGGCAGCUGCCUCAGAGGAGAAGCUGAGCCCAGAGACUUCAGGCGCCUACCCACAGUCCCUCCAAUACAAGGACCCAAGGCAGAGGGGUCACUGGGAAUCAACGCACAGUCAAAUAAUUCUCCUCUUGCUUGCUGCCAAGCUGAGAACAUGCCCCGAUCAUCUCAGUCUGUGCAGAAGGUCUGGAAUGCUGGGUGAUUCCAGGAAAGACCUGCCACCAGCGUCCCCCGAGAGCAGAGGCCUUUUGGCACAAGCAUCUCACUGGGCCCGGAGCGGCUGUAUCAAGGUCUGGAGAACCAGCCUCGGUUUCCUCUAAGCAUGGAGUCACUGGUCCGCGGACAAGUCCAAAGCCAGGGUUUUCAAGACCACAUGCUGGGCCCUGCUACCCUUUUCUGGACUCUGAGGAGAAGGGAGGGAAACAAGGAAGAACUAUAGCAUUUGUUUUGGGGGAUGAUAGUAUUUUUUUUUUCUCAAGCAGCUGCGAACUUAGAGCACAGGUUCAAUAAUGGCUUUAGGAAGCCCCACAUGUUGGGUGGAUGAAUCUGCUGGGACUCUGAGUUCCAGCUGAGAAAAAUCCCCUUGCUUAGCAGGCAUGUGCUAAACAUUUCAGGGGUGGGUCUGGCUGGAUACCUAACUCAGAUCAAACGAGGCCAGGAGUCAAUCUUUCUCUUGCUAACUCUUCAUUCAAAUUCCUCUUUGCGGCUUUCAUUCUCAGCACACCCUCAUGUGAAGGCUCGAGGAAUC
Messenger RNA from Cervus elaphus (red deer), 1037 nucleotides. RefSeq lists its product as uncharacterized. NCBI's taxonomy places the organism in Eukaryota, Metazoa, Chordata, Mammalia, Artiodactyla, Cervidae. The coding region runs from base 1 to 609 and encodes 202 amino acids. The transcript has 4 exons. The record is from RefSeq and is a predicted model, not a curated record.